Carlito syrichta (Philippine tarsier) is the source of this 1382-nucleotide messenger RNA. It is a transcript of the gene APOA5, whose product is annotated as apolipoprotein A5. Bases 50 to 1165 code for a protein of 371 amino acids. Gene Ontology annotation, biological process: cholesterol biosynthetic process; positive regulation of lipid biosynthetic process; cholesterol homeostasis. The transcript has 4 exons. The record is from RefSeq and is a predicted model, not a curated record. Gene Ontology annotation, cellular component: blood microparticle; extracellular region; high-density lipoprotein particle. NCBI's taxonomy places the organism in Eukaryota, Metazoa, Chordata, Mammalia, Primates, Tarsiidae. Gene Ontology annotation, molecular function: phospholipid binding; phosphatidylcholine-sterol O-acyltransferase activator activity; cholesterol binding.
AUAAAGCAGAAUGUCUGCUCUCUGUGGCCAUAACUGAGCAGAACCCAUAAUGGCAAGCAUGGCUGCGGUCUUCACCUGGACUCUGGCUCUCCUCUCAGCGUUUUCAACCACCCAGGCACGGAAAGGCUUCUGGGACUACUUCAGCCAGAGCAGCGGGGACAAAGGCAGGGUGGAGCAGAUCCAGCAGCAGAAGCUGGCGCGGGAGCCCGCGAGCCUGAAAGACAGCCUUGAGCAAGACCUCAACAAUAUGGACAAAUUCCUAGAGAAGCUGGGCCCUCUGACAGGGCAGAGGAGGGAGCCUCCUCGACUCCCCCAGGACGUGGAGGGCAUGCGGCAGCAGCUGCAGGAAGAAUUGGAUGAGGUGAGGGCGCGCCUGGAGCCCUACAUGGCGGAGGCGCACGAGCUGGUGGGCUGGAACUUGGAGGGCUUGCGGCAGCAGCUGAAGCCCUACACGCUGGAUCUGAUGGAGCAGGUGGCCCUGCGCGUGCAGGAGCUGCAGGAGCAGCUGCGCGUGGUCGGAGAGGACACCAAGACCCAGCUGCUGGGCGGCGUGGACGAGGCGCGGGGUCUGCUGCAGGACCUGCAGAGCCGCGUGGCGCACCACACCGGCCGCGUGAAGGCGCUCUUCCACCCGUACGCAGAGAGCCUGGUGAGCGGCAUCGGGCGCCACGUGCAGGAGCUGCAUCGCAGCGUGGCCCCGCACGCCGCCGCCAGCCCCUCGCGACUCAGCCGCUGCGUGCAGAUGCUUUCGCGCAAACUCACACUCAAGGCCCGGGCGCUGCACACGCGCAUCCAGCGGAACCUGGACCAGCUGCGCGAGGAGCUCAGCAGCGCCUUUGCCCUCGCCGGUGCCGACGGGGCCGAGGAGGGGGCCGGCCCGGACCCCCAGGCCCUCUCCGAGGAGGUGCGCCAGCGACUCCAGGCUUUCCGCCACGACACCUACCUGCAGAUCGCCGCCUUCACCCGCGCCAUCGACGUGGAGACGGAGGAGAUCCAGCAGCAGCUGGCGCCACCCCCGCCAGGCCACAGCGCCUUCGCCCCCGACUUCCAACGACUGGACGGUGGCAAGGCCAUGAGCAAGCUGCAGGCCCGUCUGGACGACCUGUGGGAAGACAUCACCUACAGCCUUCAUGGCCAUGACCAUGGCCAUCUGGGAGAGCCCUGAGGGUCUACUUGCCCAGGCCCACUUCCCAGCUCCUCCUCUGGGGAGUCGGAGCCCUGAGCUUCCUGUUUGGCUCAGUCCUUGAAAGUGGCCUGUGGGGUGGAGGGUGGAGAAUCCUGCACAGGUCAGGCGAGGCCUCCAAGGGGGCUUCUGUCCCCAGCAUAUGCAGCCUCCUGUGACUCCCCCAUCUGGAUGCAUUACACUCACCAGGCUUUGCAAA